Messenger RNA from Dermacentor andersoni, 1115 nucleotides. RefSeq lists its product as uncharacterized. Lineage: Eukaryota; Metazoa; Arthropoda; Arachnida; Ixodida; Ixodidae. The record is from RefSeq and is a predicted model, not a curated record.
ACGGCUGCACAUGUCCGGCCACUCGCCAGGUCGCCUUGCAAACGUGUGCGUCGACUCCCUGAGGGGCGGCGUGUCUCCCCCUUGAACGGAUAACCGCUGUUGCGAUCGCCGCCCUACUGCUCAGACAGAAGAGGCCAGCAUGUGAAAACCAACUAGACCUAUCUUACAAGAUAUCCUGGGUCCCAAGUGCCUACCUCGUCACUCUAUCUGGAUAAUCACGAUCUACAGCACCACUACAGUGUCACGACAACGCUGGAUGACGUCACGGACUUCAGCGCCACCACAUCGAGGCUAUGGGCACCACUGACUAUAAAAGCAAGAUACAGACUUCGAUGGACCACCGGGCAUGGCGGCUCUGCUGGCACGAUGAGCUCAAGCCCAUUUGUUUUUGCCAUACAGGUGGCACUCAGCUGUACCACUGCAGUGCUGCGGAAAUUGCCAACUCCAGUGGCUUUGCAACAGCUGUUUCACAGCAUGUCGGAAGAACGCAAGCAUUGCAGAGGAGCCAUUUGACCUGCCGCCACACUAAUAUUGUAUUUGGACUUUUCCAGGUCCACUUCCUGUUGCUGCACUCUGAGAAAAAGGGAAUGACCCUUGCUGCAUUAGGGACAAACGAUGAUGUCCCCUGCGUUCGUCCUGAAAUGAAGAAGCUUUGUUGCCUCAUGCAUGGGAGCACCGGCUUCUUUCUCUCCAAAACCAACAUGGCCGACUGCAAGCAGGCGAAGCGAUGCACUUGGCUAUAGGCUUACGAACUAUGCUCGAUUUCAGCUGCAAAAUCAACGUGUGCCCGAAACGUAGUGUACGUUACUGAUAUUAGAGGGAAAAAAAUGAAUCACAAUAGGCAUUCUUACGCAUUUUCGGCACAAAUGUAUUACUGUAUAUUACUGUACCAAGUAUAUAAUUAUGUUGCUUUCGGUUGAUUCCUUGCCUUUUUUUGUUAUUACAGCUUGCAGCGAUGCUUUUUCUCAUCGUUUUAGCUAACAUUGUAUUAACAAAACAAAGCCUGUAUUAUGUGUUUUCCAGUAUGUUCCACUCCCCUCUGUAAUACAUCUGGCCUUAAGGGUAACACAAACAAUUAAAUAAAUAGGUAAAUAAAUAAGGAAACAAAUAAAUCA